Messenger RNA from Enterospora canceri, 678 nucleotides. Lineage: Eukaryota; Fungi; Microsporidia; Enterocytozoonidae. The record is from the annotation of a GenBank genome assembly.
AUGCUCAAUAAAAUGCUCAAAUCUCAGACUGAUAAAAGUAGCACAGUUCUAUCAAACUACAUCAGAGAGGGAAAGAUACGCGCUGAACUCGACGAACUCUUCUCAAAGAUGCUCCAGGAGGAGACGUACGCAGGCGUGGACGUCAGGCUGUGGCAGACACCAGCGCAUGUCGGAAUACGCCUACUGGAUCCAUCAGCCACCAUUCAAAAGAUGCCACUUCUGAUCAGCCAGUUACAGGCGACAGUGGCCCAGAGACUGGAAGUGGAAGCGAGCCAAGUCAGAGUGGUGCUCGAGAAGAUCGAAAACAUGAGGAUGGAACCAGCGUACUACGCAGAGCAGCUCAGACAGGCGUUCGUGCAGACUAAGCCGUACAAAAGAGUGGUGAAUUCGGUGAUCAGGGGAGUUCGUGGAGCAGGGGGACAGGGUGUCUGUGUCAGAGUGGCCGGAAAGGUGAAGGGGCAGAGGGCCAAGACCACCAAAUUCAUCGAUGGGCUUCUGAUUCAGGCUGGUGAGCCAGCUAAGCAGUACAUCAAGCACGCAAGUGCAGUAGCAAAGUGCAAGCAGGGGGUGAUUGGAAUUAAAGUGAGUAUUAUGCUACCACACGAUCCAGAGGGAAUCAGGGGGCCAGCAACGGUAUUGGCUGAUAAAAUAAGGGUAUUGGAACCAAGGAGGGAAUAA